Molecule: messenger RNA, 4239 nt
Organism: Vitis vinifera (wine grape)
Lineage: Eukaryota; Viridiplantae; Streptophyta; Magnoliopsida; Vitales; Vitaceae
Product: putative disease resistance RPP13-like protein 2
Exons: 2
Coding region: 357-3608 (1083 amino acids)
Biological process (GO): defense response to other organism
Molecular function (GO): protein binding; ADP binding
Source: RefSeq, a predicted model, not a curated record
UCCAUUGUCUCUCAUAGUGAAAAAGAAAAAGAGAAAGAAACUGAUGGUAUUGGGUGGUCAACAUGUGGUGGUCACUGUAAGUUGGCUUUCAGAGAAAAAAAUGUAUAUACAGAGAGAGGAAAGGAGAAAAGACGUCAAGGGGGAAUGUUCUUAGAAAGAGAUGAUGAAGGUGGUGAGUGUUAAUUGGGUUGGAAAGAAAGAAAAUGAGAAUGUAAAAUGAGAAGGAAAGACAAAAUGAUCAGGGGAAGACUUAGUUUACUUGUUAGUUACCAGAUUUCCUUGCCAUUGUGAGUUUGUUACUAAGGCCACCUCCACCUCAGUCCUUUGCUGUUCGCAGCUAGCUUCAUCUUGGCAGUAUGAAAUGGCUAUUGAGUUUCGUGGGGGGCUUUGUCGCCUACAGCUUCUUAAAAAUGCUGCAUGAAUACUCUACAAGGAAGGUAAGGGAGGAGGCGUGGAGGAUGAUGGCAGAGGGGAGAAAUGAAGAAGCAAAGGGGAUGCGGCACAGAAACUGUACACUGAAGAUGAUCGACACACCAGAUUGGGACACAAUAGAUUGGGCGGAGGUAGAUGACACACGAAAUUUGGCGAAGAUAGUCUUGUCGAGGGUCAUAGAGAAACUCUAUGUUGUGCGGAUUCAAGAACCAGCAGUUUUGGUUGGAGUUGAAGAAGAGGUCCAAUGGAUCCAAAGGGAGUUGAUGGGCGCUCGGGUAAAAUAUAGUUAUGCCCCAGAGGAAUUAAUGGAUGUUGCCUAUGAUUUUGAAGAUGUGAUUGAUGACCUUAUACUCAGAUCAGCUGCAAAGCAAAGGGGAAUAGGAAAUUGGGAGAGGUGCCUUUUGUCAAUCAGAAUUCAUAAGAAGCUGGAAUUGAUCAAGUCUAAGAUCCCUUCUCUUCCUCAUCUCCCGAUCGCAACAGGUUCCAGCUAUGAUAACUACAUCGAAGAAAUGGUCUGGUCAGACAUCUUCUUGAUACAGGGUCGGAGUGUGGCAAUCACGAUUGUUUCCCCGGUGGAAGAGAAGGUAUCAGCUCUGCUAGCUCUAGAGGCAAUUCAUCCCUAUACUAAGAAGAAGGUCAUGCGGGCACUAGACAAAUUCAGGUCUCUGAAUGAUUUUCUGACAGGCUUACAAUCAGUAGAAUUAGACGAUUGCGGAAUGGUUUGGAUGGAGGAGCUGUCCCAUGUUGCCCUGUCUGCUGCAAUAGCCAUUGAGGACCUCAUCAAUAAAGAAGAACAGUUCACAAAAAGAAGUUGGAUGAGACCUUCCAGGGGAUUUCUUUCUGCUUUUGGAAAAUUGAAAUCUGAGGAUAAGCUUUCUGUGGAGAUGGACAAAAUAUAUGCUAAGAUUCAGAACCUCUCUAUGCACAGGCCAACAGAAUUCAGUAGACAAUGUCAAAGUAGGGACACAAAGUCCACCAUGCCAAUCCCACCACAGCCAACAGCACAAGAACCUGAUCUCGCCAGCUUCAGUGAUGAUGUACAUGCAAUGAUAACACGGUUGCUUACUGAUGACAAGAGAUUCAGAGUGAUUCCAAUUAUGGGUAUGGAAGGCAUUGGAAAGACAACCCUAGCAAAGUUGAUAUUUAACCAUAAAGCUGUUGUAGAUCAUUUCCCCUUUGCUGUUUGGACGUCAGAUGGCUGUCGACUUCACCUACGUAACAAGGAAAAUUUGAUGGAGUUCGACCUAGAUCAACUGGGAGAUUUGUGGAGUUAUGAUGAGGAGAGGCACCCGCUGAAACCUUUCUUGAUUGAUAACAGGUCUCUCGUAGUUUUGGAUGAUCCCCACUUCUUGUACGAGGUGUUAAUGGUACUUCCAGAUACAUCAAAUGGGAGUAGAAUGAUUUUGACUACUUGCGAUAUGAGGCUACCUUCAAAACUCGAAAGGAAGAGUGAUCCACAUCCACUACGGUUACGUACAGAUGAGGAGAGCUGGGCAUUGUUUACCCAUGCUUUGAAGGUGAGCAUACCCCCAGAACUGCUAAAGCUGAAAGAAGAAAUUGUAAAAAGAUGUGGGGGGCUACCACUGCUGAUUGUAAAAUUUGCAGAAGCACUCUCACACAAGGAUGCAACCAUUGAAGAGUGGUCCACUGCACUUCUACAGUGUCCUCAUGACCAGCAGCAACUUUGGUCCAAUACCCUCUGCAAUAUCCAUAAGGAUUUGUCCUUGUACAUGAGGAGAUGUCUAUUUCAUUUCACUUUAUUUCCUCAAGAUUUUGAUAUUCCUGCAAGAAGGUUGAUAAGAUUGUGGGUUGCAGAGGAUUUGGUGCAACCAGAGGGCGAGAAUGAAGCUCCAGAAGAUGUUGCAGAGAGGUGUUUGAAUCUGUUUAUAGCCCAGGGAAUGAUUCAAGUAACAAAGAAGAAGUUUAAUGGGAAGGUGAAAGCGAUUCGCCUGCCAGAUACCCUAAGACAAUACUGGUUGUCCAAAGCUCAACAAGCCACAUUUCUUGGAGUUCAUACUAACACAAGAUCAGAGAUGUCCCUAGGCACCAACAAGAUUCGCCGUCUUGUUGAUCAUCUUGACAGAGAAGAUAUAAGUUUCGGUCAUAUUCAUGGUGAUUACAACACAACUACUUCUUUGACACCUUUCUAUGAAGAUGUACUUUCUUUUCUAUCCUUUGAUACUAGAAAAGAAAGCAAACCAGGAGAAGAAGUAGGGAACUUUCUCCAUCGAUGCGUAUCUAGGGGUUGCUUCCUAGUACUGUUGGUGCUUGAUCUUGAAAAUGUAUUCAGACCUAAGUUACCCGAGGCAGUUGGUGAACUAACUCGACUAAGGUACCUUGGCUUGAGAUCUACAUUCCUCGAGAUAAUUCCAUCUUCCUUAAGCAAGUUGCAGAAUGUUCAAACACUAGACAUGAAGCAUACUAGCAUCAGCACCCUUCCUAAUUCAAUCUGGAAGCUACAAAAAUUGCGUCACUUAUACUUGAGUGAGAGCUACCGAAGUAAACUUAUGCUUCGACAUGGUACCAAUUCUCUUACAACCCUCCAAACAUUAUGUGGGUUAUUUAUAGAUGAGGAGACUCUGGUAAGAGAUUGCCUAGAUAGGUUGCUUGAUAUUAAGAAAUUGGGAUUAACAAUGUCAUCUAAACAAGAGGCAGUGUCAUUAAGCUUGCAGGCAGUCGCUGAUUGGAUCUCGAAACUAAACCAACUCCAUUCUUUAAGGCUCAAAUCUAUUGAUAAAAGCAAUCAGCCAUGGGAUCUAGAAUUGAAGCCUUUAGUAGGCCAUGUGAAUCUUUCUUGCAUUUACUUGCUGGGGCGGUUAAGGAAUCCAUCUAUUAUUUCCCAAUUCCCAUACAGCCUCAUCGACCUCACCUUAUCAGGGUCAGGACUUGCAGAAGAUCCAAUGCAGUCAUUGGAUAAGCUUCCAAACCUUAGAAGUCUUAAAUUGUUUGCCAAAUCUUAUUUAGGGAAGAACAUGCUCUGCUCUUUAGGAGGCUUUCCUCAGCUUCGAGCUCUUAAACUAUGGAAGUUAGAGCAACUGGAAGAAUGGAAUGUAGACAAAGGAGCACUACAAGAUCUCCGAGAUUUGGAGAUCAGGUUCUGCAGAAGUUUGAAAAUGCUUCCCGUAGAACUGCUACACAGAACUCUCUUGAAAAUUGAAGUUAUACCUGCCCAGUAAGUUUACUACUUAAUCUCUUGAAAAUUGGUUUAUAACUUGUGUGUGUGAACUCUAGAAUUAGGUCAUCAUGAACUCAACGGGGCCAACUCAAUGGAGUUCUGGGUGUGAAAGUUGUAGAAUUUUGCUUUGUGAAUGUAUUUGGAUUGAAUGGAGUAAUUUCUUCUUUCUGUUGAUAGUGUUUGUGCGGGUACUAUUCUCUUCUUGUCCAGAUGGAUGGAGAGUGCACAUAGAUUAAUUCGCCACCUUUGUUAGUAGUCCUGACAUAUGUUAUGUUAAUGCUUUGCUCACAAGCCAUAUCAGAGCCCACCAUUACCUGCAUGGCUGCUUACAUGCCCCGCCCAUUUAGUCCAGAUACAAUCUCAAACCUCACACCAUUUCUUUUUUCUUUUUUUUUUUUCUUUAAGUUUAAAAGAGAAGGAUCACUACAGAUAUGGACUUGUCGAGAAGAGUCCAAACCAUUGAAAUGGGAUUCAUCCAUCCCAAGCAAAACUAAAACUGAAAGUGGUCAAGAAGAGUUCCUCUAUCCAAACCAUUCCUCUAUCAUCUAAUUCCACACACUGUGUAUCUUUCAGAAGAGCUUUUGUCAACCUGAACAUGUCUUGUAGCCAUCUGACCUUCUUCAGUUCAGGAU